CAAAAGUCGUCCAUACAUCAUUUCCUGAUUGCACGUUUCUGAGCUGAGAAAACAUCGAGUGAGUGUAACUCUCUGCAAGUGAGUGUUCCCAUCCUUGAAUCUAUCAUCUAUAGAAAGAAACUUAGAGGAUGACCAAGAGUUUUAUGCAUAAUAACCAAAAAAUGGGCCAAAACUAUCAAUGUCGCUUACGUCACUUUGCAGAAUUCCGGCAGCAUAAGCGGCGUUCACGUAGGAAUUCCCAGGCAAACUCCCAAAUUGCGGCCUUAGUAACAUUUUGAAAAUCAAUCAGUCUUGUAGAGGUUUUGAGAACUGUCAUAAAAUCAUAUAUCUUCUAUUUUGGUUUUAUUGUGGCUUUAAGAACUUCUUCUAGUCAAUCAAAUAGACUAAAAUGUUACUUGGGGGUAGCAAUUCCUCAAGGAAAAGGAGCAAUAUUCAUACUAACUUGCCGUGGAACUCCCGUAGUAACUCAUUGAGGAAGUUCUGUAGGAACUCCUGGGAAUUCUCUUAUUGACUCCUUGAGAAAUUUUCGUAAGAACUCUUAGAGGAAUUCCAUAAGAACUCUUGGAGGAAUUGCCGUAGGAAGUUCUGGUCAAUGUCUGGAAAAACUCCUGGAGGAAUUUCCUGAGCAACUCUUUACAAAACUUUUAAAACUUUUUCGAGAAUUUCAACUCUUAGAGGAAUUUUCGUAAAAACGUCUUGACAAACUCCCGCAGACACUUCUGAGGAAAUUCUCGUAUAAACUCCUGGGAGCAUUCUCCGUAGGAAUUCCUGAAGGACUUCCAGCAUUAUUUGUUGAGGAAUUCCCAUAGAAACUCCUGGAGGAAUACUCGUAGAAGAUCGUGGAACAUUUCCCGUAUUAACUUCUUCAGAAAUUCCAGUAGGAACUUUUGAAGGAAUUUCCGUGAGAGGUAUUCCGAUAUUUGCAUUUGAAGGAAUUCUUAUAGGAACUCUUGACGGCAUUUCCGUAGAACGUCCGGAGGAGUUUUUGAAAAUUUCCGUAGAUAACUACUCGAGGUACUCCCGUAGUCAUCGAGGUACUUCUUUAGACACUCCUGGAGGAAUUGGCGCAUAAACUCCUAGAGGAAGUUUCCUAAGAACUUAACCCUCCUUUGGUUUUAGGGUCAUUUUUGACCCAAACCGUACACUAUGCCAGCGAGCUGCUGCCAACGUGAUGCAAAAGGAAGGUUAAGGGGGAAUUGUCGUUGAAACUCCCGUAUUGUUUUCUGGAGGAUUUUUCGUAGAAACUUCUGGAGGAAUUCCCGUUGAAAAUUCUGGAAGAAUUUCAAGAACUCCUGGAGGAAUGCACGUAGGAGCUCCCGGAGGAAUUACCUUUUAUUCUCGAGGCAUUCCCGUUUGAAUUUCUCUAGCAAUUUUCGUAAAAAAUCUUUCAGUAAUUCCCAUAAAAACUCCUUGAAGAAUACCUAUAGAAACAGCUGGGAUAAGUCCCGUAGGACGCAUUCACGAAGUUACUCUUGUUGAGAUCUCCGUAAGAACUCCUGCAGGAUUUUCAGUGAAAAUUUCUCAAGGAAUUUGCUUGGAAAUUCUUGGAGGGAAUCUAGUAGAAACUCCUGGAAGAAUUUCCUUCUUAACUUAUCCAGGAAUUCAUGUAGGAACUUCUGGAGGGAUUUCCGUAGCUACUUCGGGAGAAAUUACAGAAUUCACAUCUAUGGAUAUUCCCUUACGAACUUUGGAUGCCAUUCCCAUAGGAACUUUUGAAGAAGCUCUAAUACAAACUCGAUUGAUAUUUCUCGUAGGAACUCCCAGACAUAUUCCCAAAUUCCCGUACUAACUCCUGAACGAAAUCAUGGAGCAAUUCCCGUAUUAACUAGCGGUGGAAUGUGGAAUGUAUCUGGAGGAAUUUCCGUACGAACUUCUAGAAAAAUGCACGUAGAAUCUCCUAGAGGAAUGCUUGUAGAAGCUCCUGCAGAAAUUCUCGUAAGUAUUUCUCGAAGGUAUUCUCGCGGCAACUCUAGUAAUUUCCGUAGAAACUCUUAAGAGUUCCCAUAGAAACUCCUGGAGCAAUUCCCGUAGAGAACCAACUCCUCGAGAUAUUCUAGAAGGACUUUCUGGAGGAAUUUCCGGAACUACUCCGGAAAGAAUUGAAGUACAUAUUCACAUCUGAAGGAAUUCCCAUACGAACUCUUGACAGUAUUCCCGUAGGAUUUUCCCUAUUAGUUCCUCGAAGAAUUUUCAUAGGAACUCCUGGAGGAAUUCUCAUUGUAAUUCCUUGCUACUACUACCUUACUACACCUUACGGCGAAAUUCUCGUAAGAACUGCUGGAUGAAUUCCCGCACGAACUUAUGGAGAAAUGCACGUAGGAACUCUUGGAGGAAUUUUCGUAUUAAUUUAUCUAGAUGUUCCCGUAGGAACUUCUCUAGUAAUUUGCAUAAAAAAUCAUUUGGGAACUCUUGGAGGAAUUCCCGCAAGAACUCCUUUAGGCAUUCCCGUAGGAACUCAUGACGAAAUUCCCCUAUAAACUCCUCCAGGAGUUUCUGUAGAGGUUCCUGGAGGAAUUUUCGUAUUAAUUUCUCGAGGUAUCCUCGUAAGAACUCCUCUAUUAACUCUUGGAGGAAUUUUCAUUGGAACUCCUGGAGGAAUUCUAGUUUUAACUCCUUACUACUCCUUACGGAGGAAUUCUCGUCAGAAUUGCUAGAUGAAUUCCCGCAGGAACUUUUGGAGGAAUUCUCGUAUUAAUUUCUCUAGAUAUUCGCGUAGGAACUUCUCUUGUAAUUCUUAUAGAAACUCUUUUGGGAAUCCCUAUGGCAACUCCUGGAGGAAUUCCAGUAAGAACUGCCUUAGGCAUUUCCGUAGGAACUCAUGAAGGAAUUCCCCUAUCAGCUCCUCCAGCAAAUUCUGUGGCGGCUCCUGGAGGGAUUCUCGUAUUCAUUUCUCGAGGUAUUCUCGUAGGAACUCCUCUAUUAACUCUUGGAAGAAUUUUCAUUGGAACUCCUGGAGGAAUUCUCGCAAGAACUGCUAGAUGAAUUCUCACAGGAACACAUGGAGGAAUGUACGUAAGAACUCUUGGAGGAAUUCUCGCAUUAGUAUCCUUAGAUAUCCCCGUAGGAACUUCUCUAGUAAUUCCCAUAGAAACUCUUUUGGGAAUCCCUAUGAGUGAGUUUUUGGAGGCAAAGUGUACAGGCCGCGUUUUCAUUCGGUCGUCGUCGUCGUCUAUUUGACUGCUCAUCUUCGUACGGGGCGAUUUAUGAUACGAUAAAUGCAACAAGCAACAUUUUUUGCGAUUUUAGUCAACAGACAUUGAAAUGUUCGUCACGUCAAGUGUCGGCCCAAGUUCCAAAGCCACGUUUGUUCAAAUCACUUUAUUUUCUCUUUCGUUAAUUUUCGCACUUCGAAAACUAUCUGAAUGGUUCGUCAUCUUCGAUGUCGGCAUGUGUUUUGUUUUAGUCCAAAUGAAAAUAAGUGGUUUAUAUUAAUAGGGUUGCAUGAAUCACUCCACCUACCAAAGUGAACUCAUAUCAUGCGCCCUUUCCCCUCCCCACUAACAAAAAGUCCUUCCCAUGACAGACGUGGAGACGCAGAGGUGAUCUCGGUCUUUAGUAAGCAACGCACGUCAUAAUAACAUUCCUUUCCUUCCUCGAUGACCGUAAGGACGUGGCCGGCGCCGUUAUUGACCUAAUAAAGUUUGGAAUUCUCGAAGAUGCACAUUGAGGACGGUAAGCUACUCCCAAGCUCCGUCUGUUGGUUCCUUGUGCAACUUCGAUUGUUCUGGUCAAUCACGGAGUAGCAACUACGAAUAGUACGGUCAUCUAUGCUCAUGCUCAUGCUCAUGCUCAUGCUCAUGCUAGAAACUCUUUUGGGAAUCCCUAUGGGAACUCUUGGAGGAAUUCCCGUAAGAACUCCCUUAGGCAUUCCCGUAGGAACUCAUGAAGGAAUUCUCCUAUUAGCUCCUCCAAGAGUUUCUGUAGAGUCUCCUGGAGAAGUUCUCGUAUUAAUUUCGCGUAGGAACUCCUCUAUUGAUCCCUCUAACUUUUUUAGGAAUUCACAUGGGAACUUCUGGAAGAAUUUUCCUAGAAACUUCUGGAAGAAAUGCCAUAGGAACUCACGGAGGAGUUUCCGUAGAAAUUUCUCGAGGAAUGCUGGUAUUAACUUCUCGAGGAAUUCCUAUUGGAACACCUACACACCGAGAAAAAAUUCCACUCAAUGACUGAGUUGGCCUUACUCAGGAAUCGAAAAAUCCUUGGUUUUCUUAGUCAGUUUCGGCUAAAGCUUGGACAACCCAUUGACAAUGGGUUGUCCCACUUUUAUCGGAAACUGAGUAAGAAAACAAAGGAUUUUUCGAUUUCUGAGUAAGACCAACUCAACCCCUGAGUAGAAAUUUUUCUAUGUGCAGAAGUUUCCAUAGCAACUCCUGGGGGAAUUCUCGUAUGAACUUCUAGAAUCGUUUUAACUUCUGCAAACCAUGUAGAUAACUACUGAAAGAAUCAUAGGUACAACUCGUGCAGACCAAAAACUUUUGGAGAUUUUUCGGAGAAGCUCCUAAAUGAUUCGUCGGAAAAACUCGUACUGGGUAGGGGAACUCGUAAUGAUUUUGCACGGCAUCACCAACUAUUUCUUGAAAUCUUCAAAUUUAUCUUGAGAAUGCGAUCAUACAUCGGAACCAUGAGCAAUCUUCGGGAAUCCUCGACAUAUCCGGAAGCAGAUAUCAUCUGGAAAAAGGUAUACUUCUGCUUUCAAAACAAUGACAAUGUCAUACGCAACUUGGAGUUUGAACCGAACAUCGUUGGAAGCUGUCGGAGUUGAGAUCUUAUUUUGGCGUCCCAAUAUGUUAAAAUUGUUUUAUAUUUUGACCAAAAACAUGGAAUGCCGCUAGAUUUCUUAGCAAUAUACUUCGGAAGGACAACAACAGAUGAAAUACAAUCCACAACUUAGUAUUGGGUUUCUCAUUAAUGUUUAGACUACUGUGAUAAUUUGAGAAUCCACUGAAUCAUCAUUUCCCUGCGAAAUUUCACAUUUAUCAAACUUAUUUUGUUUACCUGUUGUGCAUCCGACGCCCAUGUCAUGAACUCAAACGAACUUGUGUAUGCCAGCCGCUGCGAAGUCGUGUGCGAAAUUCGACUGUGAUGAUAAUGAAUUUCGGCCGAGUCUAAAUGGGUGCAAAUGUCGCAAUAUUAUGGUGAUAUUUCUAAAAUCAGUAUAGCGCAUUUAGUUCACCACUGGACUAGUUUUCACGAGUGCGAAGACGCUAAUUGUUGGGGAGUCAAGCAAGCCAUGAUUUUCCUUUGUAAUAAUGUCAUUUAGAAAUACAUUCAUUCUUGUUCUACCAUUCAACCAAAGCAGUCAUAACUCUUAACUGUAGAACAUAACAGUUUUUGGCGACGAGAAUUUACGAAACCACACGAAGCAAAAUGUCUCCAGAAUUCGAAGCGAAUCUUUUGAGGAUCCUGGAAAAUCAAGGCCGCAUUCUUGCAGAGUUGUCAGCUUCCCGGGCGGCAGAAGCUCAAGCUAGUCAAGCAGGACAAGGGGACGGUAAUCUGCAACGCAGUCAGCAGCAUCCGGAAGAACCACGUCUGCGGAAUCAAAGCGAGUUUCUGAUCGAAUCGUUGUCAAGCGCAAUCAACGAGUUCAACUACGACCCGGAAGCAGGAAUAACGUUCGAAGCCUGGUUUGCCAAAUAUGAAGAUCUGUUCGAAGAAGACGCUCGAGCUCUGGACGGACCGGCCAAGGUUCGAUUGCUGCUUCGAAACCUCAGCACCGUAGCGCAUAAGAAGUAUGUGAGCUACAUCCUCCCGAAGAAGCCGAAGGAAGUGACUUUCGAUGAAACAAUCAAGACAUUGAAGUCCAUCUUCGGUCGUCAAACAUCGCUCUUCAAUCAACGUUACCAGUGUCUGCAACUCAAGAAGGAUCCGACCGACGACUACUUCACCUACGCUGGAGUUGUGAAUGAAAAGUGCGAAGAAUUCAAGCUCUCGGAGAUCAACGCGGACCAAUUCAAGUGUUUGAUGUUUGUUUCCGGCCUGAAUUCAAGCAAGGACUCGGACGUUCGGACAACCCUUCUAUCACGGAUCGAGAGUUCCAAUCCCGCUACGCCGAUGACCCUACGCUCGCUAGCAGAGGAAUGCCAGAGACUCCUGAAUCUGAAACGAGACACCGCCAUGAUCGAGAAGACCGGAGGAAAACAAACCGUUUGUGCAGUGAAGAAUUCAUCAAAACCGCCGCACAACAGCAAACCGCAAUCCGAAAUUCCGAACACACCAUGUUGGAGAUGUGGCGACAUGCAUUAUUCGAAGAAUUGUCCCUACCUUCAGCAUGAGUGUAAAUCCUGCAAGAAAACUGGACACAAGGAAGGUUAUUGCUCCUGUUUUAAGCAAAAGGAUAGGAAGAAGAAGCGUCUAUUCAAGAAUAACGCAGUGGCUAAAGCACAAGGUCUGUACACCAUCAAUCAGGUCAGUAUCGCAGCCAGACGUAAGUUCGUGAACCUGGAGAUCAACGGACAUCCAGUACGACUACAACUAGACAGCGCAGCAGACAUCACCGUGAUUUCAUCGGACGUGUACAAACAAAUAGGCAGCCCCGUUGGAAGUUCAGCAUCCAUCAACGUUGUUAACGCAUCAGGUGACGACAUGGGUCUCAUAGCUGAAUUUGAAUGUACCGUUACUUUGAACGACGUCGUGAAGCAAGGAAGAUGUUACGUCACAAACGUGGACAAUCUCAACUUGUUCGGCACCGAGUGGAUCGAGCUGUUUGGAUUGUGGGACAUUCCGUUCAACGCAGUCUGCAAUCAAGUCUCCUCAAAAUCACAUCCAAAAUCGGAAGAACUUGUCCAGCGUCUACGAUCGAAGUUCAAGAACGUGUUCAGUGAAGACCUUGGAUUAUGCACUAAGAAGAAGGUAUCGCUAUCAGUCAAGCCAGGUACCAAGCCCGUAUUUCGUCCGAAGCGUCCAGUCCCGUAUGCAUCAACAGAGAAGAUUGAAGCUGAGCUGGAUCGUCUACAAAGUUUGGGAAUCAUUUCGCCAAUUCCAUACUCCGAGUGGGCGGCUCCCAUCGUUGCUGUACGAAAACCGAACGGCAAAGUGAGAAUUUGCGCGGACUAUUCCACCGGACUAAAUGAAGCUUUGGAACCAAAUCAACAUCCGUUACCGUUACCACAGGACCUGUUUACGAAGCUGGCGGGCAAGAAGUACUUCACUCAAAUCGAUUUAUCCGAUGCUUAUCUACAAGUAGAAGUCACAGAAGAGUCCAGGAAGAUGCUGUCAAUCAACACUCACAAAGGCUUAUUUCAAUUCAAUCGACUUUCCCCUGGUGUCAAGACGGCCCCCGGCGAAUUCCAGCAUAUCGUGGACAAUAUGAUUGCGGAUUUGGAGGACGUUAGCGGAUAUCUCGAUGACAUCAUGGUAGCAAGUGACACCUUGAAGAAGCACAUAGAGCAACUAGACCGGUUGUUCGCACGAAUUGAAGAGUACGGUUUCCAUCUGAAAAUUGAGAAGAGCAACUUUUUCAUGAAGCAAAUCAAGUACCUUGGACUGAUCGCUGAUGAAGAAGGACUUCGACCUGAUCCAGAAAAGGUCAAGGCAAUUGUCAAGAUGCCGGCGCCUCAUGAUGUUCAAACGUUACGUUCAUUCCUGGGAGCAAUUAACUACUACGGCAAGUUUGUGAGGUCCAUGCAUGAGCUUCGCCAACCACUUGAUGCUCUACUCAAGAAAGAUGUCCAAUGGAACUGGAGUCAAGCGUGCCAGGAAUCAUUCAACAAGUUCAAGGAUAUCCUUCAAUCAGACCUGUUGCUGACCCACUAUAAUCCGAAACUGGAGAUGAUAGUAGCAGCGGACGCGUCACAGAAUGGCCUGGGUGCUGUUCUUCUUCAUCGCUUUCCUGACGGCACCGUUAAAGCAGUUUGCCACGCUUCCCGGACGUUGACCAAUGCUGAGAAGAACUACGCACAAGGUGAAAAAGAAGGACUCGCUCUUGUGUUUGCCUGCACCAAGUUCCAUCGCAUGAUUUUUGGACGGCGAUUCACACUACACACGGAUCACAAGCCACUACUAGGAAUUUUUGGAUCGAAAAAAGGAAUACCAGUUCAUACAGCAAGCAGACUGCAAAGGUGGGCGUUAACUCUCUUGCAGUACGAUUUCAAGCUGGAAUUCAAGUCUACUGACAGUUUUGGGUAUGCUGAUGUCCUGUCACGAUUGAUCGGUGAACAUUCCAAGCCGGAUGAGGACUACAUCAUCGCUAGUGUUCAGCUAGAAGCAGACAUCAAAAGUAUGCAAGCCGAAUCUGCAGCAGUACUUCCAGUAACCUACCAGAUGAUUCAGCAAGAAACGAAGCAGGAUGAAACUCUCCAAUCCGUCAUGCGACAUCUUCGGAACAACUGGACAACACCACCAGAAGCCAAUGAACUUCAGUGUUUCUUCAAACGGCGCGAAUCGUUGUGUGAAGCAGACGGAUGCCUUAUGUUCCUGGAUCGUAUGGUAGUACCACUGUCUUUGCAGAAUGCAGUUCUCAAGCAAUUGCACGCAGGGCACCCCGGAAUGCAGAGAAUGAAAUCCAUAGCAAGAAGCUUCAUCUACUGGCCUAAUAUUGACGCUCACAUUGAGGACUACGUACGCAAGUGUAGUGACUGCGCAGCAGUUUCAAAAGCUCCAGUGAAGACUACUCUAUCAUCGUGGCCUAUACCUUCUCAACCGUGGACCAGGCUACAUUUGGACCAGAGCGUUCAUGAUUAACAAAUAUUUUAAUCAUGAUUAAUCAUUGAUGAUUAAAAUUCAAAUUUCGGUGAUUAUUGAUUAUGAUUAAUGAUUAAUUUGAUUUUUGGGAUGAUUAAUGAUUAUGAUUAAUGAUUAAAAUUGAUUUUAUCUGUGAUUAUUGAUUAUGAUUAAUGAUUAAAAAUGGCUCAUUGAUUAAAAAUCAUGAUUAAUCAUGAUUAAUCAAUCACAAAAAACAGGAAAUGAUUAAAAUAUAAUUAUUGUUUAAAAUAUUUUUGAAGUUCCAAAAGUAAAAGGUAACUCUGUCUGGGAGAUUAUUGAAAAAAUAAUCAAGAAGAACAGCAUUUGAACCAAUUCAAAUUGGAUCAUAUAUUUUAUAUGGUGAAAAAUUUUUGGUGAUGAAUGA
Aedes albopictus (Asian tiger mosquito) is the source of this 9061-nucleotide messenger RNA. RefSeq lists its product as uncharacterized. The coding region runs from base 5365 to 8676 and encodes 1103 amino acids. Lineage: Eukaryota; Metazoa; Arthropoda; Insecta; Diptera; Culicidae. The transcript has a single exon. The record is from RefSeq and is a predicted model, not a curated record.